Neopsephotus bourkii (Bourke's parrot) is the source of this 1666-nucleotide messenger RNA. RefSeq names its product ETS domain-containing transcription factor ERF-like. Gene Ontology annotation, cellular component: nucleus. The record is from RefSeq and is a predicted model, not a curated record. NCBI's taxonomy places the organism in Eukaryota, Metazoa, Chordata, Aves, Psittaciformes, Psittacidae. Bases 50 to 1666 code for a protein of 538 amino acids. The transcript is spliced from 5 exons. Gene Ontology annotation, biological process: regulation of transcription by RNA polymerase II; cell differentiation. Gene Ontology annotation, molecular function: DNA-binding transcription factor activity, RNA polymerase II-specific; sequence-specific DNA binding.
GGGAGGGGAGGGGGGGGGCCGAGCGCGACGGCGGCGGCAGCGCGGAGCCAUGAAGACUCCGGCGGACGCAGGGUUCGCGUUCCCGGACUGGGCGUACAAGGCGGAGUCGAGCCCCGGCUCCCGGCAGAUCCAGCUCUGGCACUUCAUCCUGGAGCUGCUGCGGCAGGAGCGGUACCGGGAGCUCAUCGCCUGGCAGGGGGACUGCGGGGAAUUCGUCAUCAAGGACCCGGAUGAGGUCGCCCGGCUCUGGGGGGUGCGGAAGUGCAAGCCCCACAUGAACUACGACAAGCUCAGCCGCGCGCUCAGGUACUACUACAACAAGCGCAUCCUGCACAAGACCAAAGGCAAGCGCUUCACCUACAAGUUCAACUUCAACAAGCUGGUGCUGGUCAAUUACCCCUUCAUCGACGUGGGGCUCGCAGGCCCGCCGCUGCCGCAGAGCGCGCCCCCGCUGCCCUCGCUCGGAGGAGGGGGGGGCGGCGGUGGGGGAGGGGGCACCCCCCAUUUUUGCUUCCCCCCCCUCCCCCCGUCCCUUGCCGGCCCCUCCCCCACCGCAUCUGAGGGGCUCUCCCCUCCCCUCCCCCCCCAUGCUCCGGAAGCCGCCCUCGCGCCCCCCCCUUCCUCUUCCUCCUCCUCCUCCUCCUCCUCCUCCUUCUCGCGCCGCCUCGGCUCCCUCAGCGACGGCUCCGAGCUCGAGGAGUCGGGAGGGGGGGGAGGAGGGGGCGGGGAGCCCCUCCCCCCGUUACCCCCUCCCCCUCUCCCCCCUCUUUCGGCAGGGGGAGGGGGCAGCUUCCGACCCCUCCCCCCGCACCCCCACCCCCCGCGCUUGACCCCGGACGCCCUUUUCCGCCUUUACACCCCCCCUCCCCACCCCCCCCCGCCCCCACCGCCGCCUUUCGCGGGGUCCCCGUUACCGGCUGGUGGGGGAGGGGGAGGAGGAGGAGGAAGUGGUGGGGGGGGAGGGGCCGGGGGUCUCCUCCCCCCUCCCCCGUUGUCCCCAGCGUUGCCUUUGACCCCUCCGCACGUCGGUUUCGUCCCCUCCCCCACCCUGAGCCCCCUGUUCCCCGCGGGGGGGGGGGGCUCCCACUUCUCGUUCAGCCCCGAGGACCUGCAGAGGGCGCUGGCGGCGCAGACCCGCAGCGUCUACAGCUACCACCUGAGCCCCCGCGCCUUCCUGCCCUGCCCGGGGCUGCUGCUGCCCCACCCCCACCCGCCCGCCCCUCCCCCACACCCCCACCCCCCCGCUUCCGAACCCCCUUUCCCCUUCAAACUCCAACCCCCACCGCCGGGAAGGCGGCAGCGGGAUAAAGGCCGGGAUGCGCCGCCCCCCCCUCCAUCAUCAGCAGCAUCACCCCGAAGUGGGGGGGGUGGGGGGGGGACCCCGACGCAGGAGCCCCCCCAUAUCAAAGUGGAGGCGGUGUCGGAGGAGGAGACGGUGGAGGUGACGGAUCCCUGUGUCCCCCUGAAGCUGCGCUUUAAACGGCGCUGGAGCGAGGAGCGGAGGAGGGGGGGAGGGGAAGGGGAAAGGGAGGAAGGGGGGGCCCUCCCCCCCCAUUCCAAUGAGGAUAAGAAAGGGAAAGGGGGGACCCCAAAUUUAGGAGGGGGGGGCAGGAGGGUGAGCACCGACCUGCAGCGCGCCACGGCCCAGCUCUCCCUGGACUCAUAA